Funneliformis caledonium is the source of this 135-nucleotide messenger RNA. Lineage: Eukaryota; Fungi; Glomeromycota; Glomeromycetes; Glomerales; Glomeraceae. The record is from the annotation of a GenBank genome assembly.
AUGAGAAAACUAGCAUUAGCAAUAUCUAGCAAAUUAGCUGUAAUGGUAGCAGCUGAAAAUAAUUUAUUAAAUGAUAAGGCAGCAAGUUCAACUCUGAUAAUAAAUACUCUAGCAAUAAAAAUGAGGAUUAAAUGA